Ectocarpus sp. CCAP 1310/34 is the source of this 339-nucleotide messenger RNA. The record is from the annotation of a GenBank genome assembly. Lineage: Eukaryota; Phaeophyceae; Ectocarpales; Ectocarpaceae.
AUGCCACAGGUGGAGCGAUAUGUUGCACACGCAGAAAAGGAAUCAGCUGCAGAACUUUUCGUCCACUUCCGAAGGAUUGUCGACAAGUACAUUGUCUCGGGGUCGGAGCUGGAACUGAACAUCGAGAGCGCCAUGCGAAAUAAAGUGCUCGAGGUCGGGGAAAGGGUGAUAUUUGUGGAGGCUGGGAUGGAACGGCAGAGAGGUAUCUUCAACCCUUCGAAGGAAGAAGCGCACAAGAUUCUCGAUGACAAUCUGCUCCAGUCGUUUUUGACCAGCCGGAAAUUUCUCGACGCCUGCCUACGUUGGCAGGAAGCACAAGCCGCAGGGGAGAACAAAUAG